GUCUCAAAAGGUGUUGCGGAGGUUGCUCGAAAUCUGGGCAAAAUGUUGCGUGCAUUCCAACCCACAAUUAGAGAACUUCAAGAUGUUUCCAGGGAGUUUAAGACCACACUGGAAUGGGAGAUCGGUCUUGACGACAUUUCAACUCCACCAACACAGACCACCUACAAUUCUACUCUUGACCUUAAUGGCACAAGAGAUCCAAGCAAAGCCUACAGCUCUGAGGAGUCUAAAGAAGCCAUCCUGCCUCCUCCUGCAACUGCUGCGGAGCCACAGUCUCAGAAGCCAGAAACUGACAACUCGCCUCUCGAUUCUUCAUGUCAAUAGUCAUGGGAACAAAUGUCAAGGUCGAGCAAUUUUGUUACCUCGUUAGAAUUGUGUAAAACAAAAAGGAAACCAUUCAUGUUCAUGUUCUCUUGUUCUAUCGAAAUCUGUUCUAGUUAAUGACUUUACUUGCCAAUGUGUUCUUACGCCAUACAAGCAAAACACAACGAUGGUGUUUAAAAUGAAUUUAAAUUAUAAAUCCGUUGGGGUUUGAACUGAGAAGUUCAUCGGUCAUGCUGUUGAUCUACCUUUGCUAUAGGAGGCACAUGAAUUAAAAUUACAAUUCUCUUAAAUGAUACAAAAAAUGUUACUACUUCUACAGUAAUCCAACUUGACUUUUCCUUUUUAACAUCGCAAUAGCAAAAGCUAACCAAAAGAAUUAAAUGACAAUAAAUGCGAAAAAUUUUCCCAUUAAAUUGGUGGGGA
Molecule: messenger RNA, 747 nt
Organism: Arachis ipaensis
Lineage: Eukaryota; Viridiplantae; Streptophyta; Magnoliopsida; Fabales; Fabaceae
Product: sec-independent protein translocase protein TATB, chloroplastic-like
Source: RefSeq, a predicted model, not a curated record